CAUUCAGAUCUCAGUUAUAAAUUUGGUUCAAAAUUUUCGUUGAGUUGAAGAAUACAAGUACUGAAAUAACAAGCGAGAAGAAUAUAGGAGAUUGUAAUUCUGGGGAAAUGGGAAAUCCACAUGUUCUAGCUAUACCAUAUCCAUAUCAAGGUCAUGUACUCCCCCUAAUGCAACUUUCCUUAAAAUUAAUCGACCAUGGUGUCAAGAUUACAUUUGUAAAUACAGAGUUCAUUCACAACCGCAUUAUGAAUGCAUUUUCAGAGGAAAAUAAUGUAAAAGAGCUUAUAAAUUUGGUUUCCAUUCCUGAUGGAAUGGAACCCUGGGAAGAUAGGAAUGACAUUGGCAAGCUAUCAGAAAGCAUCCUACGAGUCAUGCCCGGAGAGCUUGAGCAACUUGUUAAAGAUAUUAACCAGAAAGAUGUCAAUGAAAUUACGUGCAUUAUUGCCGAUGAAAGCUUGGGAUGGGCACUGGAAGUUGCUGAGAGGUUGAAGAUUAAAAGAGCUGCUUUCUGGCCUGCCUCAGCAGCAGUGAUGGCCUUGAAAUUUAGCAUCCCAAAACUGAUUCAGGAUGGAGUUGUAGACAACAACGAUGGAACAAUCUUGAGAAACGAAAUGUAUACUUUAACUGAAAAAAUGCCUGUCAUGAACCCGAAACAAUUUGUAUGGACCUGCCUGGGUGACUCCAACACAACGAAAAUUAUGUUCAAACUUAUAAAACACACUAAUAUAACUGUGAAGCUUGUGGACUGGAUCAUUUGCAACACAUCCUAUGAGCUAGAGCCUGCCGCUUUGGGCUUAUUCCCAGAUAUAUUGCCAAUAGGCCCGCUUCUGUCAGGUGACCGACUUGGAUCAUCAGGCUACUUCUGGCCAUCUGACGUGAGCUGUCUGGCAUGGCUAGACCAACAGCCAGUCCAAUCAGUUAUAUAUGUCGCAUUUGGUAGUUUCACAAUUUUUGACGAAAAACAGUUCCAAGAACUGGCUCUAGGACUUGAGUCUCUCAACAGGCCUUUCUUGUGGGUUAUCCGGUCUGAUACGAUUGACAAGAAGCCUGACAUGUUACUGGAAAAAAUGAAGGCACGAAUAGGCCAGCGUGGGUGCAUUGUGAGCUGGGCUCCUCAACAGGCCGUGCUUAAUCAUCCUGCAGUCGCCUGUUUCUUAAGUCAUUGUGGUUGGAACUCUACGAUGGAAGGUGUGAGCAAUGGCGUGCCUUUCCUGUGCUGGCCUUACUUUGGCGAUCAGUUCAUCAAUCAGACCUACAUUUGUGAUAUAUGGAAGGUUGGGCUGGCCCUUGAUAAAGAUGAAAGUGGGAUCAUCACUAGAGGAGAAAUCAAGAAUAAGGCGGAAAAGUUGUUAAAUGACAAGAAUUUCAAACAGAGGGCCUUGAUCCAUCAAGAAAUGGUCAUAACUGGCGCUCAAGAGAGCGGAUGCUCCAACAAAAAUUUGAGCAACUUCAUUCAAUGGAUCAAGUAACAAAGGAUAGCCUACUAGUAUCACUUCGUUAAUUGAUCCAUUCCAUUGAAUCCAUUGAAUCAAGUAACAAGUGAUAUAGAAGACCAUCAAAUGGAAAUAAUAGUUACUUGAUAAUGGAUCAAGUAACGAGUGAUAUAGGAGACCAGAUUGAUGAGUAGCUAUGUAAGGCCGUGCUUACAAAGUGAUCUCAUUUAUUCAUGCUUGCACUUUUAUCCAAGUAGUAAUAAUGAUAAGUAAAUAUUUGUGGUAAAGUAUAUCAAAUACAAGUUAUUUAAUCUCUUUUUAAUAUCCAUGUGUUUGAUUUGC
Molecule: messenger RNA, 1775 nt
Organism: Daucus carota subsp. sativus
Lineage: Eukaryota; Viridiplantae; Streptophyta; Magnoliopsida; Apiales; Apiaceae
Product: UDP-glycosyltransferase 83A1-like
Exons: 2
Coding region: 108-1469 (453 amino acids)
Molecular function (GO): UDP-glucosyltransferase activity
Source: RefSeq, a predicted model, not a curated record